AUGACGUCGUGUGCCCGUCAAUUCCUCCGUACUUCCAGACCUCGCCCUGCAGAUCCAAGCGAACACGCACUGCACAAAAGCCAAACCCUCCAUCCUUCGGUAAACAGCCUUGGAGCCCGUAGACUACGCAAAGCAGCAUCCAACUCCGCUCUAAAAACAGUAUCACUACCAAGACGUCACAAAGCAGCUGCAGAAUCAACAUCACCACCACUACGACCCACAACAGCCACUCAGACCAGGCAUUUAACUAGUAGACGCUUCUCUACAACAACUGUUGCCAUGUCUUGGAUGGACUCUUGGUCGCGUCCAUCGAAAUCUCAGGCUACGCCCCCACCGCUCUACCUCACCAUCGGCGACAGCGUGCCCUACUGUCAUACCUGCGGUCGCGUGAUUGGCGACCGGAAGAAGACCUCUGGGGCGACUGAAGUCAAGUACUGUUCUCAGCGCUGCAGACAUCAGAAACCGGGGCCAAUAGAUCGAAAGAUAGAAGCCACGUUCGCAAAACUGUUGGAGGGAGUGACGCCUGAAUCGAUCAAGGAAGAGCUGGAAAGGGGCAAGGAUGACAAGCCCAAAGAUGCUGCUCAGCCAACAGAAAAAGGCGACACAGCAGACGAAGACGAGGGUAACAAGUUCGGCAAGAAGAACAACAAGUCCCACAAGAAGAAGGGCUCCAAGACCAAGAACACGCCCAAAGGCGACCACCGAAUCAUAAUCGAUUGCACAGCCGUCGAAGAGCUAGUUUUCAACCGCGAAAAAGACCCCGAGAAAGUGUACGGCCGGCGCAAGAACAGGCGCGCCAGAUUCGUGGUCGAGAAGCCAGAGGACUGGAAGAGCGUCGACAUGGUCGACAAACCGGACCCCGCGACACCAGCCGCGGGCCAGGACACAGCGUCGUCCGCCGAAGACACGUACAGCGACUCCGAGCCCGAGGAGCAGGGCGGCAUCGUCCUCGAAAACGGCACAGCGCCGUCCGACUCCAAGACGCUGGGCGAUGCCGUCGAGUACGGCUACGGCGGCGGCAAAGUCCGGCCUCCACAGGACCAAUCCGACAUCAACGGCAGCAUUGGCGGCGAGAAGGGGUGGGCUGAGCGCCAGCACGAGACGGAGGAGGCGAAGCAGCGACGCCUGGAAGGCCAGCGGCGCGCCGAUCAGCGGGAGAUGGUGCGGAAAGCGGCGAGACGCGGGUGUGCGUUUGGGUUCCUGAUCGAGGGCGAUGAGGGCGUCAGGGGUGGAGAGAAGGGGGAGCGGAGGAAGUGCGAGGCGGUCAUGAAGGGCGUGGUAGUCGAGGCGAGCUUUGCAAAAGGGGAGUGGGGGGUCAGGUGGAGGGAGAAGGUCUGA
Molecule: messenger RNA, 1338 nt
Organism: Ascochyta rabiei
Lineage: Eukaryota; Fungi; Ascomycota; Dothideomycetes; Pleosporales; Didymellaceae
Exons: 1
Coding region: 1-1338 (445 amino acids)
Source: RefSeq, a predicted model, not a curated record